Molecule: messenger RNA, 5721 nt
Organism: Synchytrium microbalum
Lineage: Eukaryota; Fungi; Chytridiomycota; Chytridiomycetes; Synchytriales; Synchytriaceae
Exons: 16
Coding region: 1-5721 (1906 amino acids)
Biological process (GO): nuclear pore organization
Cellular component (GO): nuclear pore inner ring; nuclear pore
Molecular function (GO): structural constituent of nuclear pore
Source: RefSeq, a predicted model, not a curated record
AUGGCAAGGCGUGAAUUCGACUCUCUGGAGGAUUUCGCACAGCUCAUCACGCAGAUUCCACCAUUGGAUGGUCAUCUUGCUGUCGAACAUUUGAAAAACAUCAACGCAAAUCUCCCAAGGUUUAUUCGUGAAUUGGAUUGCUUCUUCAAGGAGCCUCCAAAGGAUGCAUCGCUACGGGAACAAGCCUUAAAGGGAACUGUAUACCUCAACCAGCAAUUCGUGCAAGCAAACGAAGCAUACGGCCAAACUGUAGUCCUCAUAUCAGAUAUAUUAGAUGUGACAGAGAGUCGUGCUACGAGUCUGCUAAGUCAAGCACAAACCCAAGCUGCUCGUUUUGAUCGUGAUGUGCUCAUGACGGCCAUCCUACUAUACCAUCGAGGAAGACGAUACGUCGCAGACUCUCUCGUAACGCUCCUAAAUUUCACCACGGAUGGUCGCAUCAAGGAAUCCAUUCGUCGUGUCUUGCGAAGCUUUGUCGAUGAUAUAUUUGACGGAAUAACAGGUGGCGAAGCACCAGCUACAUCUCCAGUCUCCAAAAUGCUGAAUGCAUUAGAAGACUUGAAGAAUCGGGAAAAGAUAUGGAGUCCUGAUGCGGAGGGGUAUGGAGGCGAUCAAUGUAAAGUAAAGGACGCUACGACUCGAAUGAAGGCUGCGGGGCUUGCAUCGUCGGUUGCGGAAGAUGUGAUUCGGACUCAUGUAGCUCAUCUCAUAAAUACUCGAAAGGAUAUGGUCGUAACUCUAUGGGCAGCAGCUAGAUAUCGACAGCUCACGAUUGAAGAAAUGGCAGCCUUGAUUAAAAAACUGAGAGAGGUCGAAAUGACUGAUCCAACAGCUUUCCCACUUCUUACUACCGUACUGGCUGCUCAGAUGACUCCACCUUUCGAAUCUCCGGAAUCUAAUCCACCUAUACCUGACGAAUACGUAGCUUCCAUUGAACGAGAACUGAUACCUACAACUUGGGCAGUGAAGGAAUUGCAAGCCAUAGUAUGCUUCAGGUGGGCUGUAUACUUGAGGCAUGAAGUGUCUAGGUCUGGAACCAAUCUGACUGUAUCAGACGAACAUAUCCAGCAGAUUGUACGAGCCACUAUUGCACAAGGAGCUCUCCAUCACAUAUAUCGACUAAUGGAAACGCACUCGAAACUACUACACGAAUACAUCCAAACUACACCUUCCACCAACAUGUCGAUUCCAGCUCGUAAUAUCGUCUAUCUCAAGGAUGGUAUCGCCAUCGACACCUUUGAAGCUUAUACCAUAUCAGCAUUCCGAGAUGCUGCUGACGACCUCAUAGCAUCCAUGUGUAGAAAGUUUGGUAGAAUAGUCAAGGAAUUAAAGAAUCACGAUGAAGAUGUCGUACCUAGACAACAACAGCAACAAUUACUACAGCAACAUCAUCAGCAGCAACCAAAAGAUACAUUUGGUCAGCCAGGACCUGAAAUCGAUGCCACAGCCAAUCGACGAGAUUUCGAAUACUUGCUGAAAUUGAUUGCUUUGGUGCAUAGCUUUAGACAUGAUUCUGGGUACGCAUGGUGGACUGAGGUCGAGUUAUGCAAGUUUCUGAAAUGGGCGUCUGAGGUGAGAACUGAGGCGCUUGUUCCAGCUUAUCUGGAAAUGUUGGCUUCACUUGCUCAUGGCCCUCAGUCGUCUGGUAAAGCUUACGAGUUCUUGAGUGCAACAGACCAAUAUAGUGGUUAUGGGCAGCUUGCAGCAUCGAGGGUAUCGUGGAUUGUUUUGUUUCGAACUCUGAAUCAAUAUGCAGCUGCAUUAGCUCAAGCCGAAGGUCGCGAAAUCAGUCCAAAAGAUGCAGCAGCUUUAUGUGCAUAUUUACGUAUAUUAAGAAACGUCGUGCACUUUGAUGAAAUGGCUCGAACUACUCUACACCAAAAUCAACAUUAUCGAGCUGUAUAUGCCCUAUUACAACUCUUUGUUUGUCGGGUCGCAGUAGACGUCAAGGCUGCUUUACUGAAUGCCGUGGCUGCAUUCUGUAUACCCAGUAGUACAGGUGGUGAUUCCAUCACGGUUCAAGUAUGGAGAAUGUUGGAGCAAGCUCAAAUAAUACCACGCACUCCACCGCCACGACCAGGACAAGUCGAAGUUAUAAGUCCUGGACUCGUGCUGGAUUUAGAAGAAGUCGAAACCAACGAACAGAGAUACCCAGAAACUAUUGCCUUCUUGAAGCUGAUGAAUAUAUUGAUGAAAUCACCCACCAUUACGCAAAUCGUGCAACCAGGACCAGUAAACAUGAUGUCUGGUGCUGGAGAUGGUAUGCUGCCGCAAGGGCAUGGUAUGCUGCCAUAUGUACGUUAUGUGCUGGAGAGGUUGCUGUAUAAAAUGGAGAAGAGACCAUUUGCUGAUCCGGAUGAGAAGUGGAGCAUGACCAAGGAAUGUCUGGAAUUCGCAAACUCAUGUUUGGUAUCAUUCGACGCAUGGGUGCAUGAGAUGGGUAUUACACGUCUCAUGACACCGAUCGGAUGUCAUCCAGCUAUAGAAGUGUAUUUCGAAAUCUUUGCUGGUAGACCUUUACUUGGUCUCGUAACCCAAAUUAUUGGCACUGGUGUUGAGAGUGUAAAUGAACGUAAAUGGGGCAACCACAAUGUUGAAUCUGUGAAACUUGCCCUUCAUAUCGUCCACAAUGUUCUGAGAACUCAGAAAUUGGUGUUGGAAUCACUCAAAGCUGUGUCACCCAAUUAUAUUGCUUCCCUUGCAUCGUUGGACGAUCGACUGUCACAUUCGCGUCAGUAUGUCAUUGAUAUAGCUGAAUAUGUCUCAUGUACAGUUGGAUGUGAGAUUCCAUUGGUGUCCAUCCAAAUAUUGGCAGUCUUGUCUCAAUCAAGUUCCUUUAUACGAGCUGAUCGAGGAAGUACAAUAAAUCAACUGGUCUCGAUUCUCGACACAUCAGCUGAAAAGAAACGAAUUAUAUAUGGAUUUAUGAAUCAAAUGACUUUGGCAGAGGGAGAAACUGGAUUUAAUAGUCUUGUUGAACGGGCAUCUGCGGCUGGAGAUUUGCAGCAAGGAACACCUACUACUGCUGAUAUUCGGGCUGCUAUAUUUGAUGUGCUUUUGGCUGGAUUGUCGACUGGAAGGUCUUCUGCACUUGCCUUGUUUCUCCUGGGUAAAUUACGAUCAGAUGGAGAAAUACCACAUCCAGAGUCCGAAGGAGCUGCACUAUCAUGCUUUCACUCUAUUGUGCGCCUAGUCGCUGUAGAACAAGAUGCCGCUCCGAUAGUUGAUCCGAUAGUAGAGAAGGCGCUUCAUGUACUCUUCUACUUGACUCGACAUCCAAAUACGUCUAGAAUGACUCUUCGUUAUCUCCGCCAUCACGAAGGGUUCGUAGUCAAGCAAUUGGCUACACUACCAACGGCUAUGGAAGUGAUUGAGCAAGAAGACAACGCACAGGCUCGUCAUGAACGUGUACUAGCUGAUCGAUUAUGUCUUCAUCAACAAGCAUGGUUGAUGGAUAUAGCAGCUAUAGAGUUACGAUUGCUGCAAUCAACGUCUCAACAAUCUGAGAUUGAUAAAGUUAUGCAAGUCUUGUUGUAUACUGCUGGUGCAUCUCGUCAAGAAAAUAAUGGCGAUGACGAUUUCGGAGAUGAUGAUAUAGUAGGUGGUAGUACUACUGGUGAAGGUCAAUUUGAGCAAUCAUUGCCUCGAAUGAUGGAGGUACUCGCUGGUAUAACUUUGGACCGUGUGCAGGAACCACUUGCGAAUCGACCAUUACAGACACGGUACUUUGGUUUAUUGCAAGCUGAUAUACGUAUCAAUGAGCACGGUGAAGAGAUAUAUGAUGUGACUGCUGUAUUGGAUCGUCUACAUCGUAUGGGAUCACAAAUAGAUAGGGAUGCUGUAGGAUCCGUCCAUAUAAUGGCUAUGAGAGAUGAAAUGAGACUCAUCUUGGAAAAUUUGGUAGAAAAGAAUCUUGAGCAAGAACUCUCUGGUUCUAUAAUCCAUGCUCUCUCAUCGUGGUGUAAAUUGGCUGAUUUCGUUACUCGAAGCUUUAUGUCAUCAGCUUCAUAUGUUGAUGUCAUUAAACAAAUCCUUAAUGCCGUAUUAGCUAAAGCCAAUCAAAGUCCCAUCCAAGUGGAAAUUGCUAGUGCUUUGGCACCAGUGAUUGAAGCGUUGAUUGUCCGUCUCGUUGAACAUCUCUCUAGCAGUGGAUUGGAUGGGACAUAUCAGGCUAUAACACGACUAGUAUUAGACUUCUUUUUACGUAACGAAGAAGCCUUUACACCGCCUGCACGAGCAUCUGCACUAUCCGGUAUCAAUCAACUCUUCCAAGCAACACUAUCAAAGCCAAAGACAUCUGAAGAUGACUUUUGGCCUGGUGAUAAUGGUGCUGACUUGUCCCACUUCUCUACAUAUUGGAAGCAACUUGUGUUUGUAUUAUGUCGAGAUGCUUCUGAUGGUGAUGCUGUGGUCAUGGUACCAGCUUUGGCAUUGCUGGAUACAUUGUGCAGUUGUAUGGAGAGUGUUGAUUCGACUGAUAUAAUUAAUGCUAUUAUUGUGAGGAAUGCUCUUGCUACUUUUAUUGAGUCGAUUGGAUAUGACGAUGAACGGGUUAUAAGAGCUUUGACUGAAGCUGAAGAUGUCGUUCCAAUCUCGAUCUGCAAGCUCAAAUUGCAAUUGCUAGUACGCAUUGCACAGACUCGUGAUGGUGUCAUGUAUUUGCUCAAUAGUAAUUUAUUGGGGAUUCUUACUCGAGCGAGGUUUUUGGAUUACUUCCAAGAAGGUUCCAGAAACCCCGAACUCUUUGAGCACUUUACGCAAAUCACCCAUGUAGUAUUUGAGAUUGUCUUGCAAGUAUUGGAGUAUGCUAGGACAGAUGAGGUCUAUUCGGCCGUGGCAGAAUUCAUCUUGACGCACGCUGAUACAUUCAGAGCGAUAUUGUCUCCACCCAAGACUGCGGUGCUGACGAUCGAAUCUUUACGAGCCAUGAAAUAUGCUAGUGGCCUAUUCAUGCUUUUACGUAAAGGACGUGUGUUGUUGAAUCGUAUGGGCAUUGGAGCUGGUCGUCGCACACUGCAUGGCAUGAUGGUGUCACUACUGGAUAAGCUAUCCAAUCAAGAAGAGCUGAAGAGACGUAUUCAACCCGCUUCGGCUGUUGAUGAUUUCAACUUUAAAGUUCGUGAGCCUUUAUCCAAACGAGGGAUAUCAGUAGCUGAUUUACAAGCAGAGCGUCUCUUCUCGGAAAUCCAAUACAAUGUGUUGGUUUACUGUUUGUCAAUUACUGUUGCUGAUUCAUCAGGAGACGCAAAUGCAGAAAUAUCCAGCUCAUGCCUCAAGAAGCUAUUGAGCAAUAAAAUCAAUCAUCUGCAGUUGUUGGGAGAGGACAGCAAUCAUAUUCAAGGGAUUCUUCGCAAGAGCAUAUCAUUGUCUACGGAAGAUAUGAAGGAGAUUGUCAUGGUCCAUAGCUCAUCUACCUGGAAGGAUUUGGCAGAGAGUGAACGAGAACAUGUUAUUGAAGAAGCCGUCAGAUCAUUUGGUGAAGAUUUGAGUGUUCAAAUACGUUCAACUUGGGCUUCCAUUGAAAUGCUACUGGCAUUGCUUUCUCGAUUACUUCGACGCGAGCUACCUCAAAAGGCUGUAGUUGAAGAUAUCGAAGGGUUGAAGCGAGAUUUGAGCAGGUUGAAGCAACAGGCUUCGACCCAUAUGAACAUGUUGCAGGCCGAAGAAAAGCAGCAAAUGAAUAUGCUCUGGAGACAUGUCGAGAACGUGAACUUGUCGUGA